AUGGGUAGUUACGCAGUCAAGAAGGUCAAAAAAGCAAAGAAAGAGCCAAAGAGAGUGGCAGGCAAGAAGCAGAAGGAGGCAGAAAGCACCUGCAGCCUGAUGUCCGAGCUUCCCUUCGUGAACACAGAGGUCUGGAAGGAGCUGGGCUUCUCCAGCGCAGAAUCGAGCGUGAAGAAGAAGCGUAAGAGAGGAGACAGCGCUCGAGUGGAGAGUGAGGAGGAUGGUGAGAAGAAGAAGAAGGAGACGGCUCGCCCAAACUACUUUGUCUCGGUGCCAAUCACAAACCCAGAGAUCAAGCAGGUGGUGCAGGAUGUGCAGAAGCUGCUGCUGGAGAAGGAUAGUCGUCUGUCCCGAGCGCUGAUACCUGUGGACACUCUACACAUCACUCUACUGGUGACUCACCUGAGCACACAGGAGCAGCUGGAUCUCGCUGCGUCUACAUUGUCAGAGCUGGAGUCUCCUCUGAACGCACUGCUGGGGGGCCGGAGGCUGGUCCUGCCCUUCUGUGGAAUCGGACACUUUAAACAGGAAGUGGCUUUCGUUCAGAUCACGGAAGGAGAGCAUCUGACCACACUCACGCUCAUGGCAGGUACAACAUUGCUCAUCCGCUCAUCUGUGUUCAUGCUUCAGAUGUGCCAGUCUGCCAUUGGUCAGUCAAACUGA
Sinocyclocheilus anshuiensis is the source of this 663-nucleotide messenger RNA. Its product is annotated as A-kinase anchor protein 7-like. The coding region runs from base 1 to 663 and encodes 220 amino acids. Lineage: Eukaryota; Metazoa; Chordata; Actinopteri; Cypriniformes; Cyprinidae. Gene Ontology annotation, cellular component: cytosol. Gene Ontology annotation, molecular function: protein kinase A regulatory subunit binding. The record is from RefSeq and is a predicted model, not a curated record. The transcript is spliced from 5 exons.